Molecule: messenger RNA, 1205 nt
Organism: Stomoxys calcitrans (stable fly)
Lineage: Eukaryota; Metazoa; Arthropoda; Insecta; Diptera; Muscidae
Product: PH domain-containing protein DDB_G0275795-like
Exons: 2
Coding region: 1-615 (204 amino acids)
Source: RefSeq, a predicted model, not a curated record
AUGGAAUUGCGAGUUAUUUGCACUGCUACAAAAAUCAUUACUACUCGUGGCAAUCUGUGUGAUCCUAAACAAUACAAUCAGUACUAUGAGCAGUAUAAACUGCAUCAGGAAAUGCUAAAGCAGAAGGAACACGAAUCGAUGAACGCAAGUGCAGGUGGCAAUGAAAAUUCCCAACAUAUAAAUACCAGCAAAUUGAACACUUCGGUUUUUAGAGGCGAUGAUGUCAGCACUUUGGCCGAGAUUGAAGCUGAGUUUAGGGAGCAGUCGGGUACAACCGCUGCAACCACUUGCACGGAUGGACAACAAAAUGUCACAGUGCCACUUAGCCAUAGAAUGGCUGGCAAUGAGUAUCCUUCACUGCAAAAACAACCAACACCUGCCAUUGUUCAAAGUUUCACCCCUGUUUAUGUGCAACAGUCGGCCACCCAACCCACUGGAGGUGAUAUCUAUCAGGAAUAUGUGCAGAAUCCCUAUAAUCUGACCUUGCAACAAAGUCACCAACUACCACCUUUGGUGAGUGUGGAACAAAACCAACAAAAUCUUCAAAGAAUUCAAAAGCAAUUUGAAGAACAACAGAAACAACUACAACAACAGCAGCAACAGCAUCACCAGUAGCCGUCAUCACAUUCACAUGCCGAAGCAUUUAAUACACCUGUCAAUUAUUUCACUUCCACAGUGGAUCCCAAUACAAUACCACCUGGCUCAGAAAUGCUAUUUGGCCAACCCUAAAAAACUUUCAAAGCAUUAUAUUCAUAAUUAUGGAAAAUUUUUCGUUUCGCAGCUCUGCGUCGUUUGGGCCAUUGGGGCAGUUACUGUCCAUGGUUCCCUGGUCGUCUUGAGGCUGUCACAGGAAUAUGCGUGGAUUUGUCUCACAUUCCACCAUUAGUUUGUUUGUAUGUUUUAUCUUCAUUCUUUCUUUUUCGUUUUCUAGUUCAAUUAUAAGCUAAAUUGGUAAUUUCUUGCAACAGUGUUCCUCUGCUGUAUGCAUGCCCCAUUUAUAGCAUUAUUAUUAUUAAAUCAAAAAAUUCUAUAUAAUAUAUACACUUAAAGAAAUAAAUCGAAAAUUGUUUAACUAUAACAUAAAAAAAGUAAUAAUUUAUACACUCUCUCACACACACACACACACACACAGUUAUUAAGAGAAAUCUAUGUCAAUCUGUAUAUAUAAACGAUAUAAAUCAGAAUAAAUGCCCAAAUACACUACA